Peronospora farinosa is the source of this 1332-nucleotide messenger RNA. The record is from the annotation of a GenBank genome assembly. Lineage: Eukaryota; Oomycota; Peronosporomycetes; Peronosporales; Peronosporaceae.
AUGACCCUCGUCUACAUGUUUAACACGUAUUUGGACCUUCGUCAACACCGUAAAUUGCAUGAAAGACAGUUUCCAAAACCUCUCGAAGAUGCAAUUCAAGGGCUUGGGAGUUAUAACGUUAAAACAACGGAAUCAGAAUCAGACAAGGAAUCAGAAGCAGAAACGACAUUGUUAGCUGCUACUAAGGCUAAAUUUGACAAGAGUCGUGCUUAUGGACUGGAUAAGAGCACAUUUGGGCUUGUAAGUGGUGCUUACAACCAAUUGGAGGCCACAAUUUUUCUAUUAUUGGGCUAUUUGCCCUUUAUGUGGACUCUUAGUGGUCACGUCCUAAAGUCUUUACAUUUAGACGCUGAUAAUGAGAUUUAUCGAGCUUUAAUGCUACUGGUACUUACGACGAUUCGAGAUACGAUCGUGGGUGUCCCUUUUGAUCUCUACUCGACAUUUGUCGUAGAAGCUCGUCAUGGGUUCAAUAAACAGACUUUGGGACUCUUUAUCAUGGACAAGAUCAAAUCAAUUGGUCUCUUUAUUGCCAUUGGAUUUCCAGUGACUGCAGUAUUGAUUUAUGUUAUUCGAUGGGGAGGAGAGUACUUUUACAUGUACGUCUGGUUCUUCCUCUUUGUCUUUUCUGUGGUCAUGAUGACGCUCUAUCCAGUGCUGAUUAUGCCGCUAUUCAACAAAUUUACACCAUUGGAAGAAGGUGAACUUCGCACGCGCAUCGAAGCGCUGGCAGCAAGUCUUCAUUUUCCAUUGACCAAGCUUUUUGUCACGGAUGGAUCUAAACGCUCGAGUCAUAGUAAUGCCUACUUCUUUGGACUAUUUAAGAGUAAGAGGAUUGUGCUCUUUGACACUCUCUUGAAGCAAGCGACAUACGAUGAGAUUGUUGCCAUUUUAGGCCAUGAGCUUGGACAUUGGCAGCUUUCGCACACUGCACAAAGCUUUGUGAUCCAGCAGGUUUACAUUCUGGCCUCGUUCUAUAUGUUUGGCCUCUGCAUGAAUGAUGCCGAACUGUUUGCAAGUUUCGGGUUUGUAGGGGACUCGGCUAAGCCUGUUAUCAUCGGCUUUCUGCUCUUUUCACAGACCAUGUGGGCUCCGAUCGAGCACGUGCUGUCGUUUUUGAUCACUCUGAACACGCGCAGAAACGAGUUCCAGGCAGAUGCGUUUGCCGUGGACCUCGGCCAUGAUGUUGCUCUCAAGUCGGGACUCACCAAGCUCGCAAUCGAGAACUUGUCCAACAUGAACCCUGAUGUGCUGUACAGUGCGUACCACUACAGCCACCCGCCUCUAGUUGAGCGUCUGAAUGCUAUCACAGAGCGUGCCAAGAAGUUACAGUAA